Messenger RNA from Suillus clintonianus, 345 nucleotides. RefSeq lists its product as uncharacterized. The record is from RefSeq and is a predicted model, not a curated record. NCBI's taxonomy places the organism in Eukaryota, Fungi, Basidiomycota, Agaricomycetes, Boletales, Suillaceae. The transcript has a single exon. The coding region runs from base 4 to 231 and encodes 75 amino acids.
GCCAUGGCCGCUCGUUUUGCAUCUGACACGUUGGAACUCGCUCUUUUAUUAUGCUCAGUGUGCAGUCUUGUUGUCGUCGUAGAGAAUGUACAGGAUUCCCUAGUUGUUCGGGUGAACAAUACUUCAGAACAACGGCAUAAGCGCGUCUACGUUUUCUCGUGCCAAUCAGCUGUUUUCUUGACCAUGAGCGACUAUUCGUUAGAAUCACGAACGUAUUCCCAAAAUACGUAGGGCAGACGUCGAGCACACCAGCUGCAAUGUACGCGCGACAUGUCACAUUUCAUUAAACGACUGACGCGCGCGUCACCCCUCAACUUGAAGGAUAUACGGCUCAAAUCUAUGCCC